UUUUUUUUUUUUUUUUUCCUCUUUCUGGACUAUGAUUUUGUUUUUAUUUGAUUUUAUUGGGAAAAAAAUUGAAAAGUAUCAUCAAUAACUGAUAACUCUCACAGCUGCUGCCUAUUGUUGAAACAAAAAAUUUUAAUAAAAAAAAAAAAAGGAAAAAACAACUGUGUCAACUGUUUGUUCAUGGGGAUGCCUGGAUUGAACAAUCACAAUAAUGGGCAACAAAGAUUAGGCAUAACUGAGCCCAUUUCAUUGGCUGGUCCAACUGAGGAUGAUGUGAUCAAGACUCGUGAACUUGAGAAGUAUUUGCAAGGUGUUGGAUUGUAUGAGAGUCAGCAGGAGGCUGUGGGUAGGGAGGAAGUGCUUGGCAGGCUGGAUCAGAUUGUGAAGAUUUGGGUUAAGAACAUUAGCCGUGCAAAGGGGUUCAAUGAACAACUGGUGCAAGAGGCAAAUGCCAAGAUUUUCACCUUUGGUUCUUAUCGACUAGGGGUGCAUGGCCCUGGAGCUGAUAUAGAUACCCUCUGUGUGGGACCUAGACAUGCAACCAGAGAUGACGAUUUCUUUGGUGAGCUACAGAAGAUGCUAUCUGAGAUGCAGGAAGUAACAGAAUUGCACCCUGUGCCUGAUGCUCAUGUCCCUGUGAUGAAAUUCAAGUUUAAUGGAGUUUCUGUUGAUCUCCUGUAUGCAAGAUUAGCUUUGUGGGUUAUUCCUGAAGACUUGGAUAUAUCACAGGAAUCUAUAUUACAAAAUGUUGAUGAACAAACUGUUCUUAGUCUUAAUGGUUGUAGAGUAACUGAUCAGGUCCUGCGAUUGGUUCCAAAUAUUCAGACCUUUCGCACAACAUUGAGAUGCAUGAGGUUUUGGGCAAAGCGCCGUGGUGUUUAUUCAAAUGUUGCUGGUUUUCUUGGUGGUAUAAACCUGGCAUUGCUUGUUGCUCGAAUAUGCCAGUUAUAUCCUAAUGCACUACCUAAUAUGUUAGUGUCUCGAUUCUUUAGGGUAUAUACUCAAUGGCGAUGGCCAAAUCCGGUCAUGCUUUGUGCUAUUGAAGAAGGAUCUCUUGGACUACCAAUUUGGGAUCCCAGAAGAAAUCCCAAAGAUAGAUAUCAUCUAAUGCCUAUAAUUACUCCUGCUUAUCCUUGCAUGAACUCUACUUACAAUGUGACAGCAAGUACAUUGCGUGUUAUGUCAGAUGAGUUUCAGAGGGGAAGUGACAUAUGUGAGGCCAUGGAAGCUAGCAAGGCUGAUUGGGAUACUCUUUUUGAGCCUUAUCCCUUUUUUGAAUCUUACAAGAACUAUCUACAGAUAGACAUAACAGCGGAGAAUGCAGAUGACCUUAGACAAUGGAAAGGCUGGGUUGAGUCUCGACUCCGUCAGUUGACAUUGAAGAUCGAGAGGCACACUUUUGGUAUGCUUCAAUGUCAUCCACAUCCUGGUGAGUUCUCGGACAAAUCUAGACCUUUUCACCACUGUUACUUUAUGGGUCUGCAGCGUAAGCAAGGAGUUCCAGUGAAUGAUGGUGAGCAGUUUGAUAUAAGGCUAACUGUCGAAGAGUUUAAGCAUUCUGUCAAUGCUUACACUCUAUGGAAACCUGGAAUGGAUAUCUAUGUGUCCCAUGUGAAACGCCGCAACAUACCUAACUACAUAUUCCCUGGCGGUGUGCGGCCUUCCUGUCCGUCAAAAGUAGCUAACGAGAAUAAACAAAGUUCCAAAUUUAGGAGCUCCGGCCAUGGUCAAGCCGAAAAACCUCAAGGAGGUAAAGCAGUUGCAGUCGAAGCAGAUGAUGCAAGGAAGAGAAAGAGAUCAGAGGACAUGGAUAAUAACUCAAAGAAUUCCAAGCCCUCUAUAUCUCUACCUCUGCCCAGCAGGGAAGUUCAUGAAGAUAGAACUCCUAUUAGUGCUUCAAGUUCUUGUUCUAUGAAAUUUGAUGAAGCCGAAGUCAAUAGUAUGGUUGGACAGAAGAGCGAGAAAAUUUGUCUGAAAUCUCCAGGGGAGAUUCCUUCUGGCGAUAUUGGGACCAAUGGAUCAGUGACAAACAAUCAACAAGGGAACCCCGUACUUGCAGCUACUAGUAACUCUAAGGAAGAAGAAAAGUUAGCCAUUGAAAAGAUUAUGUCUGGCCCUUAUGAAGCACAUCAAGCCUUUCUGGAAGAACCUGAAGAGCUUGAAGAUGAUACUGAGUAUAGAAACCUAGUCAAAGAUUCUGGAGAGAGCAUGAAAAACAACCUGGAAUCUUCAAACUCAAAGCCUGCAGUGGCAGAAGUCCCAGUUAUGUCUAAGGAAACUACUUGUUCAGCUUAUCUACACCCGAAUGAGGGCUUGGAGGAGCUUGAGCCUGCUGAGCUGACAGCACCAUUGUUAAGUGUGACUCCAGCACCAGUCCCGCUAAAGAAGCCUCUUAUCAGGUUGAACUUCACCUCCCUAGGAAAAGCUGCUGACAAAAGUUCUUAGACACUUCAAAACUUGAGUCGCAGCUAGCUGAUAACAAGGUUGUAAAAUGGACAUUUCUAGUACCUUGUUUAUUUAUGUAAUAAUUAUGAUGCAGAAAUAAACCUGAGCUAAAAAAGCCAUCAAUUUUCAUUGAUAUGUACAUGAGAAUAUGUUUCACCGGCAAAAUAAAACCAGAUUUUGAUGAGUUAUGUGUAGUCUGUUAACAUAAAGUUAAGGGAAAUGUUUCUUGCAUAUUAGCAGCUAAACUAUUAGCAUUUACUGAA
Molecule: messenger RNA, 2708 nt
Organism: Cajanus cajan (pigeon pea)
Lineage: Eukaryota; Viridiplantae; Streptophyta; Magnoliopsida; Fabales; Fabaceae
Product: nuclear poly(A) polymerase 1
Biological process (GO): RNA 3'-end processing
Cellular component (GO): nucleus
Molecular function (GO): RNA binding; poly(A) RNA polymerase activity
Source: RefSeq, a predicted model, not a curated record